Messenger RNA from Xenopus laevis (African clawed frog), 6823 nucleotides. RefSeq names its product calmodulin-regulated spectrin-associated protein 2 (gene camsap2.L). Gene Ontology annotation, molecular function: microtubule minus-end binding; calmodulin binding; spectrin binding. Gene Ontology annotation, cellular component: microtubule minus-end; microtubule; cytoskeleton. Gene Ontology annotation, biological process: negative regulation of microtubule depolymerization; neuron projection development; cytoplasmic microtubule organization. The coding region runs from base 1287 to 5696 and encodes 1469 amino acids. The transcript is spliced from 19 exons. The record is from RefSeq and is a predicted model, not a curated record. Lineage: Eukaryota; Metazoa; Chordata; Amphibia; Anura; Pipidae.
GCAUGCGCAGUACCAUCAACUAUUUUCAUCCAGUGCGGCAGGAAAACCCGCAGCGGCGGCAGGCGGGGAGAAGAGGAAACGGGGGAGGGAGAGAUGGUGGAGGGGAAAGGAUAAAGGAUACAGAAAGGAAUAGAGGGAUGGGAGGAGUAGCGGCCCAUGGAAUAAUCUAAGGAGGAGGAGUCGUUCGGCUAAUAGAGCGCUGUCAGGGCCUGGGAACCGAUGUCUCCUUUCAAUCCCGAAAUCCCUUUUGGAAAUUUCCUGUAAUCACGUUCGAGGUAUCGGGGCAGCGGCACCCACGGCGGAAUGCAGCCUUCGUCACCCUAGCGAUUGCUACCCAGUGGCGCUGCCAGCGGUCACAUAGUUGCGGUGACAGCGGACACCCGAGUUAGGUUGUAGCGAAUGGUAUAGGCGGGAUGCGUGGCAGGUCACUGUAAGCUCUGCCGCUGUGUCUAAUAAAUAGGAUGAAGAGAGAGGAAAAUAACUCUGAAUAAGCCCUAACCGUUAGGAACAGCAGAGGAAUUCCCGCUGUCACUGAUUUAUAGACAAUCUCUGGCUGCUGCUACUCCUACUAUGGCUUUGCCAGCAAACUAUUCCGCUUGGCAGCAGCAUCUGCCCAACAGCACCAGGCGUCCUGCUUCUUCCACUUCUUCCCAUUAACAGAUCGCACUUGGAGGUCAUUACUACAAAGGGAUCGCUGGUCGCAUCUCUGUGUGUUGUGUCCACUUCUGCAUUGUGCAAUCUAUUUUAUUUGUCAUUGGAAAGUAUGAUUACUGUGUGAGCAACAAGGAUUCAUUCCUAAUCACCUGUGAACAUUUACUUCUUGGGGACAAUCAGGAUCUAGCCCCCCCCCUGCAGUGAUGAUCAUCACGAUUUACAGAUUGAUCUGAAGUCUGGGUGAUAUUGGGAACACUACAAUAUUAACACUAAAAGUGUGAGAAAACAAGGACGCCACCCCAACUGAGCCUUUAUGGGCAUUUAUAUAUUCUAGAUGAGCUGGCUGAAUCAACACUAACAUUUGGCACUGACAACUAUGUAUACUACGUCGUUCUUGUUAUAUAAUUGAAUUCACUGAUGUCCAGUGUGCUCGUCUACUACCAUUCAUUGAGAUUUAGCAUCAACCUCAACCCACUGGACUUUCAUGUAAGCAGAAGUCAUAACAGAAAGAUCAUUUUGGGUUAGACAAAUCCCGUAUUGUUCUCUGUGGUAACUACAGAAAAAGCAUAUCACAACUGACAGGAUUUAGGAUCUGAAACAUGUAAGGGUUGAAGACCAGAAGAAUCAUAACCAUGGUGGACAUUGCUGAAGGAGGUCAGGAGGUGAAGAGGACCUUUAUUGUCCCAGCCAUCAAGCCUUUUGACCACUAUGAUUUUAAUAGAGCGAAAGCAGCCUGCAAUCUGGCAUGGCUGGUGGCCAAAGCCUAUGGAGCAGAAAAUGUCCCCAAGGAGCUCCAGGAGCCAUUUUAUACUGACCAGUAUGAUCAAGAGCACACGAAACCUCCUGUUGUGAACCUGCUGAUAUCUGCGGAUUUGUACUGCCGGGCCGGAAGUUUGAUCUUAAAAAGUGACACAGCCAAACCUUUGCUGGGACAUGAUGCUGUUAUUCAAGCCCUGGCACAGCGGGGACUCUAUGUCACUGACCAUGAGAAACUGGUGACAGAGAGGGACUUAAGGAAAAAGCCUAUCCAAAUGAGUGCUCAUCUUGCAAUGAUUGACACAUUGAUGAUGGCUUACACAGUAGAGAUGGUCAGCAUUGAGAAGGUCAUUGCCUGUGUGCAAAAGUAUUCUCCCUUCUUCCAAGCUGCUGACAUGCCUUAUGAUAUUGAGGAUGCUGUCAUGUACUGGAUCAACAAGGUGAAUGGACAUCUGAAAGGCAUUCUAGAGCAGGAGCAAAGAUUGAAAAUGCAACAGAACCUAGAUCCCAACACUACACAGAAGUCUACUUCCAAAUGGUUUUGGAAACUGGUCCCUGCCCGGUACAGAAAAGAACAGAAUUUAUUCAAACAGCUUCCCUGUAUCUCACUCAUGGAAAACAUCCUUAAAGAUGGAACUGAUGGCUGUGCAAUAUCUGCCCUUAUUCACUUUUACUGCCCUGAGGUUAUCCGGUUGGAAGAUAUUUGCUUUAAGGAGUCCAUGUCCUUAGCAGACAGUCUGUAUAACCUGCAGAUGAUACAGGAAUUCUGCCAGGAGUACCUGAAUGGAUGCUGCCAUUUUACCCUAGAAGACAUGCUGUAUGCAUCAUCCUCGGUUAAGACCAAUUACUUGGUGUUCAUGGCUGAAUUGUUCUGGUGGUUUGAAGUGGUGAAGCCCUCAUUUGUUCAACCACGAGUUCUCAAUCCAAAUGCUGCAGUGAUCAAAGGGAAGAGUCCCAACUCAGCUCCACAUCUGAACAGAAGAAACACCAUAGGGGCCUCAAGUAAUCCCAGAAUCCGACAGCCUAUGUCUGAAUCCCCAGGAUCCGCUGUUAUUCGAAGGUCAUCAUCUAUGUCAUAUGUAGAUGGUCAAGUUGGGACAUGGCCUAAGGAGAAAAGAUCAUCUGUCCAUGGGGUUUCCUUUGACAUUUCGUUUGAUAAAGAAGAUGGGAUGCAAGUUACAACUCCAAGCAGACCAAUAAGGAGAUCUAUAAGUAAUGAGGGCUUUUCCCUCAACUUGGCCCGUGUGCCCAAGCACAUCCGUAAGAACCUAUCCUUCCAGCCUAUAAAUGGGCAGGGCAUCGAUGAAGAAUGGAGACAGAUGUUGCCAAACCAUAAUGUGACCUCUACUACAAGCGAUCAGUGGGACUCAGAUGAUGGAGAACAAUACAAGCGACACAAUGGCCCUGUUGAUAACACAAUCGAUAUUGAUGAACUUGACAGUCCGAUAGAAGCCCCUACUAUCGAAGAAGCUCUGAAUAUUAUUCAUAACCCAGGGAAGACAUCUUUCAUUGGAAAUCAAACAAACAAUGGGUUUUUCCUUCACAACCAUAUCAAUUUGGGUCUGCCACAGCCUGGUCUUGCAGAAGCUAACUUUGACCUCUUUGAGGAGACAAAAGGUACUCAAAGCCCAGUCACUGAUAAUACUGAAGUAGAUACUGGAAUCCAUGUUCCAUCAGAAGAUAUCCCAUUAACUAUGGAUGAAGACUCUUCCUUGAAAGACUAUACUGUUAGCUUAGAUUCUGACAUAGAGGACCAUUUAAAAAUUCACCAAGAAUAUGGCUGCCAGGUAGGCAAUAUUAGAGAGUCUGUUAGCCCUUGCCCAAGUUCAGUGGGUGGAAAAUCCCAAGCAGGAAGUACAGCAUCUUCUAGCUCUGGUAUAAAAAUGACCAGCUUUGCUGAGCAGAAGUUCAGAAAGUUAAACCAUGGUGAUGGUAGGAGUAGUGGAAGCAGCUCCCAGAAGACUACACCAGAGGGAUCUGAGCUAAAUAUUCCUCAUGUGGUAGCAUUUGGCCAAACACCAGAUGACAAUACUCUUCUACAAGGGAGGGACACCACACAGCUGUUGGCUUCAGAGGUGGUGCAAUUGAGGAUGAAACUGGAGGAAAAAAGAAGAGCCAUUGAGGCACAGAAGAAGAAAGUAGAGGCAGCCUUUACUCGUCAAAGGCAAAAGAUGGGCAGAACUGCAUUCCUUACUGUGGUGAAGAAGAAGGGAGAUAUAAUAUCACCUCUUCGAGAAGAACCUGCUGGUGGGGAAAGUGUUAAAGCAGCUGUUGAAAGUGAUGGUGCCCAUUUUGUAGACAAUCCAAAUGUAAACUCAAAGGUAGACCAAAAUCAAGCAAGAUGGCUAACAUCUCCCACAACACCAGGAGAUUCUGAAAAGUCUUGGAAUUUAAUAAGUCCUAGUGAAGAAAACAUGGGAGAAGGAGAGAUAUUGGAAUAUACAAAGUCCAUUGAGAAGCUGAAUUAUUCUUUGAAUUUUCUCCAGCAAGAAAUGCAGCGUUUGGCCCUGCAGCAGGAUAUGUUGAUGCAAAUGAGGGAAAAACAGUCAUGGGUCAUCUCACCACCCCAGCCCUCUCCACAAAAGCAGUUGCCACCACGAGACACAACAAAGCAAGUAACAAAGCCCUCUGUGACUUGGUCUCCAGCUCCUUGUUUCGCGAUUGAAUCCCCUCGUUCAGCACAUAUGUCACCACAACUGUCAGCAAAAAAGACUGUCUCAUUUCCAGCUAAAACACCGAGAAUUCCUCGUCCCAAUGAUCUUAAAAUUGCACCUUUAAAUCGAACAUUGACUCCUCCUCAGUCUGUGGAUAGUCUUCCCCGCCUUAGGCGGUUCUCCCCUAGCCAGACUCAGACAAGGUCAUUUGUAUGUUUUGGAGAUGAUCGAAAACCAGCUACAGAUUAUCAAAAGGCAAAGGAGUCAUAUCUUGCAGGUGAAGUACCUUCACAAGUUGAGUACAGAUCAGAUGAGUAUCCGGAGAAGGAAAAGUCAAAUGUGAUUUCUGAUAAACGUACUGAAGUGGAAAUCAGACCCAUUGAAUCCACUGUGUCUGAGGUGCUGUCUCAACCCAUUAUAGAAACUGUGUGUGUCACACCCAAUGAUGAUCAGUUCAGCCAUCGAAGUCUGUGUGCCUCCAAAAAUGGUAGUCUUAUUGAAGUCCCACUUUCUAAGCUGCAGCCCCCAGAUGUUGCACUUGAGAAAAAUGAAUUGGAACCUGAUAAGGAGCAGAACAGCGAGGACCAGAAAGUUUGCUGUGGUUUCUUCUUCAAGGAUGACCGCCAGGAGGAAAAUGACAUGGCUGCAAAACGAGCAGCUUUGCUGGAGAAGAGACUUCGCAGGGAGAGAGAGGUUCAGCAACGAAAGCAGGAGCAAGAAGAAGAGUUAGAAUACAAGAAGGAGGAAGCCAGGCGUAAAUCAGAAGAAGAACGUAGUAAGAAGGAAGAUGAGAAGGCACGAAGAGAGUUUAUCAAACAGGAGUACCUGCGCAGGAAGCAGCUCAAACUUAUGGCAGAUAUGGACUCCAUUAUAAAACCCAGAGCCAACCAUGGCAAGCCAAGAAAACCUCGGCCCAAAUCUAUCCAUAGAGACCAUCAACUAGAGUCUCCUAGAACCCCCAUGAGAGCUCCUCCAGUUUCCAGUCUGUCUUUGGCGUCUCUUAACACAGGUGACAAUGAAAGUGUGCAUUCUGGGAAAAGAACACCAAGUCCUUUUAGGUCGGAAUCAGUGGAAGGAUAUCUCUCUCCUGGUCGCUGUGGAAGUCGUAAUGGUGAAAAAGAUUGGGAAAAUGCCUCUACUACUUCUUCAGUGGCUUCUGCAACAGAGUACACAGAUAUUGGCUCCAGGAUUGGGCACUAUAUUCUAGGACCAAAACUUUACAAGGAGCCAAGUGCUAAAUCUAACAAAUACAUUAUCCAGAAUGCUCUCUCUCACUGCUGUUUGGCUGGAAAAGUAAAUGAAGGCCAGAAGAACAAGAUUUUGGAGGAAAUGGAAAAAUCCAACGCCAACAACUUCCUAAUCCUCUUUCGUGAUGCCGGGUGCCAGUUUCGAUCUGUUUAUACUUACUGUCCGGAGGCAGAGGAGAUUAACAAACUGACAGGCAUUGGACCACGCUCUAUCGCCAGAAAGAUGAUUGAUGGUCUCUACAAGUAUAACUCCGACCGCAAGCAGUUCAGCAACAUACCUGCUAAAACCUUGUCAGCCAGUGUGGAUGCUGUGACCAUUCACAGCCACCUGUGGCAAGCUAAGAGACCUGUAACCCCCAAAAAACUCUUAUCCCCCAAGGCAUAGCUGGGCCUACUGAGGAUCAGCUAACUUGCUCUUGAAAUUAAGCAGUUCUUUGUUGCCAAUGAGACAUUUAGAGCUUGAAACUAGACAAUUAAACUGCUGUCUGUACACACAACUGGAAUGUAGGACAAUAACUACCAGGGCUUAUAUUAUGAGGGUGGGUACGGAGAAGGGAUGGGGAUGGGACUGGUUAUUUAUCACAAGUCUUUCUGUUCUUGUGACUGGGAUGGGUUGUUGUGUUUACCUGAAUUCUAGGGACACAAGCAUUUUUGACACUUAAGCACUGAUAUUUGUCCAUCUGUAAUGAGUGGAAUGACUUGACAUCUCUUGCCUUAUGUAUUCUUUUUUUAUUCUGCAUUUGCGUACAUAUGUGAUGUUGAGUAAAUAUUGAGGGUGGAAGGUUUGUUAUUGUGGGGAAGAACAAUAUUAAGUGUCUUGCUGCCAUGGGGACCAGAAACUUAUGGCCUGGCAUACUUCUUUAAAGCUUUUUUUGGCUCUAAUAUAAUGACUAGGAGCAGCAGGCCAGCUUACCUCAGUAUGUACAAAGCCAGUAAGAGUGUGAUUGAAAGAAUCCUUCACAGAGAAUUAUUUUUUUUAGUUUUAUGAAAGAGCUUAAGAAGUUAUUCAGGGAAUAAUGUAAGCACUGAAGUUCCCAUGAGUCUGACAUUCCCAGAAUGCAAAGUGUGAUUGUGCAGUUAAUAGGUUAUUCAUUACUAAUUUAUGCUUGGCCUAUAAUUAUUAUUACUUUACAUUAUUGAUUUAGAAACCUCAUGAUGGACAGUUACUGUAGUGGGGUAUUUUCAACUUGAUAUCAAAGAAACAUUUGUAAUGUUAUAUUAUUCUAUUGGGUAGCAAACGUCUUAAUGGUUUUCUGCUGUCACUCUACUGUUUGUUACAUGGUUGGCUUUGGUUAAACUUUAAUCGAACCCAGCAAUAUCGUGGUGGAACGCUGAAUUCAUUCCAAUGAAAAAUAUUAGCAUCAGUGUUAAAGCAAAAGGAAUUCCUGCUAGCAGGUCAUAGAGUUCCAAUGGGUGUGCACUUUUUGUUUUGUUUUUUACAAAGGAAAGGAAAAGUAUGUUAAAUGUUGGUGCUUUCAUUGUUUUCUUUUAAAAGCUAAAUUGCUGUUUGUC